AAAAAGUUUCCCUGUUGACCAUCUUCUCAACAUCUUCCACCAUGCUACUCAGAAGAUCAAUCACCACUCGACCCCAUCCACAUGGAACAUCCCACCCGCUCACUCCCUCCCGUCACGGCCUGCGACCUUCAAACAGCUCUAACCUACGACCGAACCACUUAUCCUUCUCGCCCUCCAACCAACACUCCUUCUCAAUCUCGAGAAGCUCAAUCAUGCCCCAUUCUACGAGAAGGAUGAUCUCAACUUCUCAGCCCGUCUCACUCACACGGCUCCCAGGAAUCCAAGUCAGGCAGAUGAGCUUUAUCUCCGCGGCUACCAGGGUAGCCGCCAGGGCGGGCGGUAGAGUUGUCGGCGUGGGUGCCGUCGGCGUGGGCGGGGCUGCUUAUGCGGGAAGUCAAAUUGACGACUUCAAAGCCAACCUCAUCGGGAAAGUAUCGUACACGUAUGACCAGACUACAGAGACAAUCAAAGAUUUGGCUGGUUCUGCAGGACGGACGAUAGGGCAUAUUUCUAAUGGAGCCAACACGACAUAUAUCAAUGUCUCAACGUCGAUCGAAGAUGGACUCUCAGACUUAUUAUCAAACUUCAGAGGACUGAUGAAUUCCAACCAAGAAGAAGACCCUAAAAAUGAUAGGCCAGAUGGUGAUCACCUCAAAACCGGCUUGGCAAGUCUAUCGGCCAUCGGUUUGGCAGCCUCUUCAGACGACGAUCGAGACAGCCCAAUUCAGAAGGAUCAAGCAACCGCUGGUCUGAUGCAUCUCACCCGAAAACUGAUCGAGAUCAGGUCUCUACUGAUGAGCAUCGACAAAGAUGAAAGUUUGGUCCUCCCCAGCAUCGUCGUCAUUGGAAGUCAAAGUAGUGGAAAAAGCAGUGUGCUCGAGGCUAUUGUUGGUCACGAGUUUUUGCCCAAAGGAAACAAUAUGGUCACUCGCAGGCCGCUCGAGUUGACGCUAGUCCACACCCCACAAUCGGCUUCUAACCCAAAUGUCAAAGAUUACGUGGAAUGCGCUCAAUUUGGACCUGGUCAAUUUGACGACUUUCGAGAAGUUCAACGACGACUGACUCGACUAAACCAAGAAGUUCCGGACUCGAUUGCAGUAGAUGAUCAGCCGAUCCAUAUGAGAGUCUAUUCACCCAACGUCCCCGACCUAAGCUUAGUCGAUUUACCAGGUUACGUCCAGAUCAGUGCAAUGGAUCAACCUGAAGAACUUCGAGAAAGGAUCAGUCAGUUGUGUGACAAAUACAUCAGGAAGCCCAAUAUCAUUCUCUCGGUUUGUGCGGCUGAUGUGGAUCUUGCCAACAGUCCUGCCUUACGAGCAAGUAAGAAGGUCGAUCCACAUGGCUAUCGGACCAUUGGCGUCGUCACCAAGUUAGAUCUGGUCGAUCCUAGCGUCGGUGCGGCGAUCCUAGCAAACGAUAAGUACCGUUUGGCGUUAGGAUAUAUUGGCGUGAUCUGCAAGCCGAGUAGCACUAGUGGUUCAGGCUCUUCAUUUGUUGAGAACCGACUUUUGAAGCGCAACUCAUCUGGCAACUCUACCCAGCUCGCACUGGCCAAGGCCGAAUUUGAUUACUUCAGAGCUCAUGCUGAUCAUUAUGACCAACCCAAUCUCCUCCUGGGGACGGAAACAUUGAAAUCACGACUGAUGAAAGUCCUGGAAGAGUCCAUGUCUAGUUCCUUACAUGACAUCUCCAACCGAGUCUCAUUGGAACUUGAAGAAGCAUCUUACCAGUACAAAGUUCAAUACAACGAUCGGAACAUUUCCGCAGAGACCUAUGUGGCCGAGUCGAUGGAUUUAGUUAAGCGAAGACUAAACGAGUUUUCCAGGAUGUUAGUGAAGCCGGAGGUUCGAGGACUAUUGAAGCAUGAACUUGAACAACGAGUGAUGGGGCUUUUGGCAGAGAUUUAUUGGUCGGAUCGUCGGAUGAAUGAAUUAGGGAAGCUGGGUGAUUCAAAACUUGGAUCAGAAGGACUUGAUCAAUAUUGGGUCCACAAACUCGAGGCGGCUCAAUCCCGGCUGACGAAGGGUGGGAUCGGCAGGAGUUCGGCAGAACUGGUAGCUGACGAGAUCCGGACUGCUGUCGGCCGACUCCUCGAACAUCCACCAAUGACACAUCAUGUCGAGACCAGCGAGGAGAUCCGGGAAAUCACUGAUGAUAUCCUGGAGGGCCUCAAGGCUCGAGCGGCCGACCAUGUGGAGAUCGGGGUGAUGCCAUUCAGAUACGAGAUUGAGAUUGACAAACCCGGUUGGGAGGUCGGCAGGAUUCGGUCGAUACAGUUGGUCGAGGAGGAGAUUAGAAUGUGUGAUCAGUUCUUGAAAGCAGAGAAAUCAGAGUUGAAGAAAAAUUGGAGACUCAGGGAAGCUCUCGAACGGAUCGAGGAGGACGAGUUGAAGAUGAGGAAGUUGGCUCAAAUCAAACUCUCCGGCUUUCAUUCUUCCCCAAAUGCCCAGCAAGACUUGCAGCUUCUUGAAGAGACCGAAGAUACUAGACCAGCUCCGGUUCUACUCGAUCGAGCAAGAAGAUUGAGAGAUAUGGAGAGUCGAUCGGAGAUACUAAGGUUACGAUUACUGGCCUUGAAGAGUAAACGAUGUAAAUCAUCCUCAUCUUCGUCUUCGUCGAUCGGUUUAAUGGGCGGAAGGUCCUCGCCUAACGAUCCCUCUUCGCCCAUCUUGCAGGGCACAAGCAAUCUUGCUACUCCCACCUUUUGUCCUGAAAUCUUUCUCAACAUCUUGGCCGAUCGACUCGCGUCUACUGCCACUGAUUUCAUCAACAUUGACCUCCUCCAUCGAUUCUUCUCCACCUUUCCUCAUGAAUUAAAUUCAAGAUUAGGUAAGAGAUUGGAAGGUACUGAAGCCUUGGCAUUCGCAAGAGAAAACCUAGAGGUCCGGAAACAAAUCGAACUACAGGAUCGGAAAGAAAAAUUAGAAAAGGUGAUGAGAGAGCUAGUGACGUUAGCAUACAUGAAGCAAUCGCAUUCGCACAAUGGUGAUAGUCAUCAUGACGACGAUGGUAAUUCCUCCAACAACAACCAUUCUAAAAGUAAACGCCGGAAACUUGCCGGUCAAAAUCAACAUCCCAAUGGGAAAAAUUACUUCUCAAAUCUGUUUUGAAAAACAAAAAAAAUCCCCUUCUGGUGUUUCAGUUCGACAUAUAAUGUGAUGAAUAAGUAGAGUCCAUUUUACAUCUCUAAACCUCUUCUGAAAGGUCUCUUGUUGGAGUCUUCUCUUGUACUUCUUCCCAUCUGGAUACAUAUUCAGGUGGAUAUUCAUUUAUUUAUGAACAUCAUCGAUACAAAAUACCUAUCAUGCUGUGCUAUUCCUUUCGCUUUUGCUUUUUUUUUUUUGAUUGUCUCUUGUAAAACCAUUCAUACUUUCCAUAUAAAUCCCUCUUCACCUUCUUCUCAGCAAUAUCUUUUUGUGGAAUCUGUGAUCAAUAGAUCUUUGUAGCUGUAGCACAUCUUGCCAUUCCUUUCUUUUUUUUUUGGGGGGGGGGG
Molecule: messenger RNA, 3493 nt
Organism: Puccinia graminis f. sp. tritici CRL 75-36-700-3
Lineage: Eukaryota; Fungi; Basidiomycota; Pucciniomycetes; Pucciniales; Pucciniaceae
Exons: 6
Coding region: 42-3110 (1022 amino acids)
Cellular component (GO): membrane; cytoplasm; microtubule
Molecular function (GO): microtubule binding; GTP binding; GTPase activity
Source: RefSeq, a predicted model, not a curated record